This is a messenger RNA of Penicillium oxalicum, 882 nucleotides long. RefSeq lists its product as uncharacterized. The record is from RefSeq and is a predicted model, not a curated record. The transcript has 2 exons. The coding region runs from base 1 to 882 and encodes 293 amino acids. Lineage: Eukaryota; Fungi; Ascomycota; Eurotiomycetes; Eurotiales; Aspergillaceae.
AUGAAGGGCUCCAUUGCCGUUGCAUCUCUGGCCGUUGGUGCCAAUGCUCUCGUGACCCGCAGCAAUGACUGCUGCUUCCACAUCACUACCUCGGGUGGUGCCUCGGGCCAGCUGGGCCAGCUGAGUGAUGGUCAGAUUCGAGUCAACGACUGGACCCUCUCACCCUCUCAGUUCUGCUUGUCCAAUGGGGUCAUUACCGACAGCGAGGGCCGUGCUUGUGUCGUCACUGGUGAAACCACCCAAUUCCAGUGCGAUGCGGGCAGUGCCGGUACUCCAGGCUUCUCCGUCACUUCCUCGGGUCACCUCGAGUUCAACGGUGACUCGGACUUUGUUGCUUGUGCCACCGGCCUGAAUGGUGGAAGCAACAUCUACACCACCGAGAGUGACUCUGUCACGCAGUGUGUCGAUGUUCAGCUCAUGGCCGACUCCAACUGCGCCGCCCCAGCUCCUUCAUCCGUGGCCCCCGUUGCCUCAUCGACCCCCUGCCCCCCGUGGUCCAUGUCUGCAACCUCUUCCACGGCCAUGAGCUCCUCUUCCUCCUCCACCAUGCCAUGGGGUUCGUCUCCCGUCCAGAGCUCCUCAACUCCCGCCUGGUCUUCAUGGUCCAUGAGCACCGUUCCGGUGCCCCAGCCCAGCACCAGCGUUGCCUCGACCCCCGCUUGGACCCCCUCUCCUAUCUCCAGCACUCCCCUCGUGAGCUCCUCUGCCUCCGUUCCCGUCAGCUCGGGUGCCAGUGAGACUGCUUCCACUCCCGCUUCGACCUCAUCUGGCAGCCCUGCGGCUGUCACCUCUGCGCCUCCCAACGCGGCCGCCCGUCCCGCGGCUGGGUACCUCGGUGCCAUGAUGGCUGCACUGUCCAUGGCUGUGCUUUGCUUUGCCUAG